GACCUAGUGAAGAGCCACCUGAUGUAUGCUGUGAGGGAGGAGGUGGAGGUUCUGAAGGAGCAGAUCAAGGAGCUGUAUGAGAGGAACUCUCAGCUGGAGCGGGAGAACGCUGUGCUCAAGUCCCUGGCCAACACUGAUCAGCUCACCCAGCUGUCAUCCACCCAAAUCAGCCCGGCCGGCAGCACCUCCCCGCCUCAGCAGCAACCCCCCGCCAAUACCAAACCCCACUUGGAGGGUGCAGCCCAGGCUCUCAGCCUGCUCCAGCAGCCCAACGUCACCUCAGCGUGAUCACCUGUCUCCGUAAAA
Messenger RNA from Oncorhynchus masou masou (cherry salmon), 306 nucleotides. Its product is annotated as TSC22 domain family protein 3-like. The annotation marks the transcript as partial. Lineage: Eukaryota; Metazoa; Chordata; Actinopteri; Salmoniformes; Salmonidae. The record is from RefSeq and is a predicted model, not a curated record. Gene Ontology annotation, biological process: regulation of transcription by RNA polymerase II. The transcript has a single exon.